Molecule: messenger RNA, 1249 nt
Organism: Branchiostoma belcheri (Belcher's lancelet)
Lineage: Eukaryota; Metazoa; Chordata; Leptocardii; Amphioxiformes; Branchiostomatidae
Product: fibrinogen-like protein 1
Exons: 4
Coding region: 63-1205 (380 amino acids)
Source: RefSeq, a predicted model, not a curated record
CUGAUAAACAUCAUGUACAUUUGUACAGUAGUUGUUAUUCACUCAGACAGCAGCCCUACAAGAUGUGGUUCCUCCAUGUGUUUGUGGUGACCGCAGUUCUCCAGUGGUCAGUAGUGACCGGGGAAGACCAGACUGACCAGUUCACCCUGUCACUGUGCAGGGUUUGGGAGGAGUGUUUGGAGAAAGCUACUGACAACAACUUGGACCACGCUGAACUGGGAACUCCUGAGGCGAUCUGUGGUGACUUUCUGGACAUGUUAGAGAAGCAUGGCGUGGAUUGUGGAACCUUGCAGGGCCCUUUGCAAGAUUUAAAGACAGCUGGAGUUGAACAGGUGCUGUCCUCCGUACAGCCCCAUCCUGGUGGUGAGGAACAGCAACAUGAGUCAACUGACGAUGAAGAAGAGACAAACAUAGGAGAACAAGGCUACAAGCAACACCUUCCACGCAACAGUCCGGCCAACACUGACAACCUUUGGCGAGGAAACCAUUUUGAUGACUGUUCUGAGAUUCAUACUGCUCAGGCCAUGUUUGGUCAGAUAGCUAGUGGGGUGUUUUCUAUCAAACCUGCACAUGUUAACGACCCAAUCUCUGUAUACUGUGAUCAGACCACAGAUGGGGGAGGGUGGACGGUCAUACAGAGGAGGUUUGACGGGUCCCUCGAGUUUUUCCGAAAGAUCGGCGCUUAUCAAGGUGGAUUUGGUGACUCUAGUGGUGAGUACUGGCUGGGAUUAGACAACAUCUACCAUAUCACAGCCCAGAACGCGUAUGAGUUGUACAUAGAGCUUGAAGACUGGUCUGGGAAUGUGAAGUUUGCUCGAUACUCCAGCUUCUCAGUCGGUCCGGGUGAUGAUUACGCCCUGAGUGUGGGAGGGUACAGUGGGACAGCAGGGGAUGGGUUUUAUCUGACAGGUUCAUAUACCAACAAUGGUAUGAAGUUCAGCACCCGUUGGUAUGACCGAGACACUGACUCAGGUUCAAUGGCAGAAUACUUUGGUGGUGGUUGGUGGUACGGUAGCGGCAGCCGCAGUAACCUGAACGGUCCGUACUUCCGAGACACUGACGAGUUCAACAUCAACAAUGGUCAUAGUGUCUACUGGUAUACUUUCAACAAUAACCCUUUCUAUUCUCUGAAGAAGACCAAAAUGAUGGUCCGUCCCACUGACUUCAGCACCAGGGUGGCAAACAUGAGGCAAGGGAAGAAGUAAAAUCCCCAAACUAACUAGCUAUCAGUGGUUUGAGUUUUAUUUGU